GAAGUGGGCGGGCGCGGGCGCUGGAGGUUUCCAGAAGAGGCCGGAGGAGCCGGGCCCGGGGCGCCGCUGCCGCCGCGUCAUGGUGGACUACAGCGUCUGGGACCACAUCGAGGUGUCGGACGAUGAGGACGAGACGCACCCCAACAUCGACACCGCCAGCCUCUUCCGGUGGCGGCACCAGGCUCGAGUGGAGAGGAUGGAGCAGUUCCAGAAGGAAAAAGAGGAGCUGGAUAAGGGGUGUAGGGAAUGCAAACGGAAACUAGCAGAGUGCCAGAAGAAGAUGAAAGAGCUGGAGGUGGCAGACCAGGAGAGUGGCAAAGGGGAGCUGGAGAGGCUCCAAGCUGAAGCCCAGCAGCUGAAAAAUGAAGAGAAGAGCUGGGAAAACAAACUAGAGGAGCUGAGGAAGAAGGAGAAGAACAUGCCCUGGAAUGUAGAUACGCUGAGCAAGGAUGGCUUCAGCAAGAGCGUGUUCAACGUUAAACCAGAAGAGAAGGAAGAAACAGAGGAGCAGAAAGAGAAGAAACACAAAACAUUUGUGGAGAGAAAUGAGAAGCAGAUCAAGCACUUUGGUAUGCUGCGGCGCUGGGAUGACAGCCAGAAAUAUCUGUCUGAUAACCCUCAUCUCGUGUGUGAGGAGACAGCCAAUUACUUAGUCAUCUGGUGCAUCGAUCUGGAGGUGGAAGAGAAGCACGCCCUGAUGGAGCAGGUGGCCCAUCAGACUAUCGUCAUGCAGUUCAUCCUGGAGCUGGCCAAGAGCUUGAAGGUGGAUCCCAGGGCUUGCUUCCGGCAGUUCUUCACAAAGAUCAAGACAGCUGACCAGCAGUACAUGGAGGGCUUUAACGACGAGCUGGAAGCCUUCAAGGAGAGGGUGCGGGGACGAGCCAAGGUGCGCAUAGAGAAGGCUAUGAAAGAAUAUGAAGAAGAAGAGCGGCAGAAACGGCUGGGCCCUGGUGGGCUUGACCCUGUGGAGGUGUAUGAGUCCCUCCCUUCUGAGCUGCAGAAAUGCUUUGAUGUGAAAGAUGUUCAGAUGUUACAAGACACUAUCAGCAAAAUGGACCCAACCGAAGCCAAGUACCACAUGCAGCGAUGCAUCGACUCUGGGCUCUGGGUGCCCAAUGCCAAGACAGCGGAGGGGGCCGAGAAGGGAGGAGACGGGGCCGAGGCCGUCUAUGAAGAAAUCAAGAAGGAGAGCGGUGAUGAGGAGAAAGGGAACCCGUGAACACACCGGCUGGAAAAGGCGUAAAGCGGACUCUCUCCUCCCUCCCACGGCCCUGUUCCUUCUCCUCUCUUACCGACUCAUCCCUCUGUGAAGACACACGCUUUACACGUUAGACACUUGGUGAAUGCGUGAGCUGCUUGCUGGCCGACUAGCCGGCGUUUGGUGUCCACCCAGCCCCCCGCGUUGCCAUUCGGGAGCAGAUGGAAGCCCCUGUGCUAGGCGGGGGGAGUUCCCUGUCCAAUCUUCCAUCGGGUGCAAGCUCACAGGGAUGUGGCAUGGCAGUCUAGGCUUGUAGGUCUUGCGCUGGUCAGUGUAAUAGUUACACAUGCUGUUGUAUCUCUUGGUAACCAGUAAGGCUAUUACCUGAAUAAAGAGAUUGAAGUA
Molecule: messenger RNA, 1603 nt
Organism: Rhea pennata
Lineage: Eukaryota; Metazoa; Chordata; Aves; Rheiformes; Rheidae
Gene: CDC37
Product: cell division cycle 37, HSP90 cochaperone
Exons: 8
Coding region: 80-1219 (379 amino acids)
Biological process (GO): protein folding; protein stabilization
Cellular component (GO): cytoplasm
Molecular function (GO): protein kinase binding; heat shock protein binding; protein-folding chaperone binding
Source: RefSeq, a predicted model, not a curated record